AUGUCCCUCGACAUGUGGACCCACGAAUUCUGCCUCUCCUGCGACCGACAAGUCCAGAUCGACGGCGAGGCCUACUGCUCUGAAGCCUGCAAGAUGGCCGACUUCGAAAAGACUCCCUCUACUCCCAGCUCGCGAGCCAGCUCACCAGGCUUCUCGCCCGCCUCUUCCUUCUCCAGCCGACCUGCUCCCGCCAAGUUCUACCUGUCGCCUGCCUACGACUUCAACCAGGCACGGCCCUACGGCUCAACACCGCAGCCAUCCUCCUCUUUCGGCAGCUACAGCUCGGAGACGUCGCCUCUGUCCGCACGAAGCAGCCUCACUCCCUCGAGCUCACACAGCAGCCUCUGCUCCAUGGAGAGCACAUCGUCUACCGCCGAAGCCAGCCAACUGUCAGACAAGGCACGCAUGGAACUGCGAGCAUACGCCGUUUCAUUCGAGCAGGUCAAGCUGCAGCGCAGGCGAUCAUACUAA
Messenger RNA from Trichoderma gamsii, 471 nucleotides. RefSeq lists its product as hypothetical. The transcript has a single exon. The record is from RefSeq and is a predicted model, not a curated record. Bases 1 to 471 code for a protein of 156 amino acids. NCBI's taxonomy places the organism in Eukaryota, Fungi, Ascomycota, Sordariomycetes, Hypocreales, Hypocreaceae.